AUACAUUAAGAAAGAAAACAUUUUAUAGUUAUAAAUUAACGGACUGAGCUAAUCCACCUGAUGAGAAUGCUUCCAAUUUUCUACGAAAGUGAGGCUGAUGUAACAGCUAGAAACUUAGGAACAAACUGUAUGAUACCUAAUGAGGGUAACAAUGAAAAAGAAACAAUACCCAAAGCGUUUGAUGAUGAAGAUUUCGAGCAAGAACCAAUCAAAACAAAAAAUGCAAUUACAAAAAAGCCCUGCGCCAUCGUUGUCCUAUCUAAUAUUCAAAACCCUUCAAUGCAGUCACUGUUGAGGAAAUACAAAUACGACGCAAAUGGCAUACUAAUACCAAGCAGCGUGAAAUACUUCAUCAAGCUACCGCAAAGUUUAAAGUCUUCGUCUGUUCUGCUGCCACUAAAUGACAAAGCUUUCUCGCCUUUAGGGGGAUUCGUGAGGUACUAUAAAGAAGUGCCACCUAUACCACACUCUUGGUAAAAUGUUAGCUACCAGGCAUUUUGCAGUUAUGAGUAAAUCCUUCAAAUGUAUUAAGCCAUAGUGAACUUUUCAAUUUUUCUUUGUAAUUUAUAAUUAUCAUAAACAUGUGUAAUCUGUAAAAAUGUUUUAUUUGCUGUCUGUAUCUAGAGCUCUGCUGUAUUUCAGCCCAUCUUAAACAUAAAACAUACUGCAAUUCUAAAUAAUUUAUUAUUUCUCCAAGCAUAGCUUUUCUUUGUGAAUUCAAGAUUUGGCAAAUCUAAAAUGUAUUACCCAAGGUCGUGAAUACCAUUACAUUGAACAUAUUUUUUCUGACCUUUUUAUAUACUCUUAACAAUAAAGCCACCGUUGGGUUAAGCCCAUAUUUAUUUUAAUAUAAUAUC
Molecule: messenger RNA, 857 nt
Organism: Bicyclus anynana (squinting bush brown)
Lineage: Eukaryota; Metazoa; Arthropoda; Insecta; Lepidoptera; Nymphalidae
Exons: 6
Coding region: 61-477 (138 amino acids)
Source: RefSeq, a predicted model, not a curated record